This is a messenger RNA of Nerophis lumbriciformis (worm pipefish), 1512 nucleotides long. The record is from RefSeq and is a predicted model, not a curated record. NCBI's taxonomy places the organism in Eukaryota, Metazoa, Chordata, Actinopteri, Syngnathiformes, Syngnathidae.
UGAAUGGAGAAAAUUGGGACAGUGAUGAAGAAGUCCAAGUUCCAUGGCCACUCAACAAAGCAGGAGGAAGGAAGCAGUCACAAACCAAAUACGUGGCAAGAAUUCUGAGAUUUGGUGAAGACACACGUGAACUGACGCCAUAUUUGAAAGCCGCUCAGGAUGGCAAGGAUGUACCCCUUACUGGUGAUUUGGAAUAUGGCAGAGGCAAGAGAAACAAACAGCCAAAGUCUUGGUCAUCAGACAGUGAGAGCAAGGAUGAAAGUGACGAGGAGACUCUAUCUGACAGACAGCAGAAGAAAAAGAGGAAAGUAAGCCGUACAGCUGUGAGAUAUGAUGCUCGGGCACAAUUGGAGGCCCAACUUGCUGCUCUGGGAAGAACUUCACCGAAAGAUACAUGUACAGAAAUGGAAUCCCUGAAGAAGGAAGUCCUCCAGUUGAGAGAGGAAAACAAAUCCCUUCGAGAUGCAUUGAGGGUUGUUGAAGGACUUCCUGGCCUGCUAAUGAAGAUGGACGACUUAUCACGUCAGGCAACAACACCAUCAGCUCGACAUCCUGCUGUCGAUCUGCAGAUACCGACAACUUCUGCGAUUGGCCAAUCCGUACCAUCAACAUUGGUACAGACUACCGAGAGAUUGUCACAGCCACCGUAUCCUUCAACGCCAACCAGUCACAGAUCUUCGCCAGUGCCAUUCAGGUCACCAACUGUGACACCGACACAGGCCCAUCUACGGCGGGUGUUUGAUUACGAGGUCGAUGAGGAUGGCCAGGUUGAUUUGGGGUAUGGGGUGGCAGUCAAUGCCAAUAACCUGCAGUAUGUUAGCAGAUCAGACCUAAAGAAAACUACAUAUACAGUUUGUGAGGUGGUGUUUACCAGAGAGGAGCUGGCCAACAGCAGCUUGACAGGAAAAAAAUCCAAUGCUUUUAAGGAUAAGCAUGAGAAACCAAAACUGGAUGACAAGAAUGUGUCUGCUAUUAUUGAUUUUGUGAAGAAGCUCCAUCCCUCAAGUGAAGCAAAUGUGAUAAAGAAAAUCAUUGGAGUGAAACUGAACAUUGCGCAGAAAAUGGAAGAAAAGAAGGCCUCAGAAACAAAUUCUGCUGGACCUGUCUAGCCGUCUCUAACAGUCGGGGAAGCGCGGUGAUCAUGUUGAUUUAUGCUGCUGACAUUUAUUACUGGCCAUUCAGUGCCUCAUCCUGAAGGUUUUGGGUUUGAAACCAACUGGGGACUCCCAUCAAGUACUAGAAUUGGACCUUUCACACAAACUGACAAUUUGACAUUUUAUAUACAACAGGAGCAAAAGUCAAGAUUUGAGUUACAUGUAUAUAAUAAAUACAAGUCAACAUUCAUUCAACUGCAAUAUUUGUCUUUCUCCAUUGCCAGUGUUAGACCACAGAUUUUGUAGAAUGCCUGCCCAAUCAUUUCUACAUCAUUCUGAACCGUAUUCCACAGAAAGCCAUUCCAUAGGAGCCUGUUCUAUAGAACUACUCUUUAGAACUUUCUUCUAUAGCACUAUU